AUGUCGAACUACAGAUUAACACCAAAGUUCUACACGAAUCCGGGGGUGCCUCCCAAGCCGCCGGUAGAAAAGUAUACUCCGCCACAGAAACACAACGAAGAUCCGAUGCAAAAGCUGCGUAGCGCAAAUACGGUAAACAUUUCUGCCGAGCUGUUUGAAAAGGUGUUUCUGCGGGAAGCAAGGCACACGGGACUCAAAGAUGGUCAUCAACACCAAAGAGCCCAGCCACGAACCUUUGGGGACCCAACCCCAAUAGGAUAUAUUGGCAUGGUCAUCGGCCUCACUCCACUGUCGUGCGACUUGAUGGGCCUUCUCGGCGCUGAUGGAGGUGCGGCAGGCAUCGGUUCAUACUACUUCUUCGGCGGUCUUCUCCAGAUCCUAGCCGGGCUGGGCGAGUGGCUCCUCGGGAACACGUUCCCUUCAGUCUUCUUCACCACCUUUGGUGCCUUCUUCCUUUCCUUCGCAGCGACCCUGACACCAUCGUUCGCGGCAUUUGCCACAUACGCCCCGGAAGGCGAGCCAUCGUCCGCGGGCAUGGGCACGCAGGCCUUCAACGCCGGCUUCGGCUGGUUCACACUGUGGAUGGGGGUUCUGUCUGUGGUCUUCUUUGUGUGCUCCCUGCGGACCAACGUGGUACUCGUAGUCGUCUUUGGUGCCCUGGUCGGCGCCUUCACGAGCCUGACGGGCGCUUACUUCAAGUUCGCCAGCGCGGCCGCCCGUAACGCCGCCGCCGCCGCAUCGCGCGCCUCGGCCGUCACGGGCACCGUCGUACAGGCCUCCGGGGCAGCGGGGCUGGUGGCGAGCCAGACGGCAGACAACUUUGUGCUGGCGGCCGGCGUGUGCGCCUUUAUCGCGAGCAUGGCCGUCUGGUGGCUGCUGCUGGCAGUCAUGCUGGACACGAUGGAUUUCCCCAUCGCCCUCCCGCGGGGAGACCUGAGUCGGUGGAUCAAGCCGAGGCCGGCGGGGAGGGGUGAACCGAGGGUUUAUGUUUAG
Messenger RNA from Pyricularia pennisetigena, 993 nucleotides. RefSeq lists its product as uncharacterized. Gene Ontology annotation, cellular component: plasma membrane. The transcript is spliced from 3 exons. The record is from RefSeq and is a predicted model, not a curated record. Gene Ontology annotation, molecular function: acetate transmembrane transporter activity. Bases 1 to 993 code for a protein of 330 amino acids. NCBI's taxonomy places the organism in Eukaryota, Fungi, Ascomycota, Sordariomycetes, Magnaporthales, Pyriculariaceae.